GCAUUCGAAAGUGUUUACACAAUUUUAUUUUCUUUCUUGAUCAGUCGGGACGAAAAGAUUUUAGAGUCAAAUAUAUAGUAUAUUUAAUGUAUUUGACAAUUGCUUGAACAUUUCCAAAAACCAUUCAAUAUAUUUCAUUGUUAAUUUUAACAUGCAUCCAGCAAAUUGCUUUAUUUAAAACAGGUGUUUGAUCUUUAGCAGUGCGGAAAAUAAAUCAAGUAAAGGGUCAACAUGAAUAGAAAUUCCAAUACAUUGAGCCCUUUGGGGUUCAAUUGUUUAAGUUUAUCAUGGUUCAACUCUAAAUUAUUCAUCGUGAAUGGAGCCCCAUUUAAAUUUUAUUUGAUGGGAUUUGAUUCCUGUGAGACAUGUGAGAUUGUAAAAAUUAUCGAGGCUUACGGAGGGAAAUUAUCGCAUCCCGACUUUCCAGAUACCUUUGUGUUCCGCGAUCCUGGUCGCCCAAUUAUCACAGAUAAAUACGAUCUAUACAAUAUCAAGUUUUUUUAUGAUAGCAUUGUUGCUCUACAACGUCAGAAUUUAAUUAACUAUAGGCUCCAGGUGUCCAUGAAGUCACCAAUUGCCAAUUUUGUGAACCGUGAAUCGGCACGUUCAGCAGUUGGAGAAAAUAGGAGUGAUCACGAUCAGGACUCAAUGGAUUGCGACUGUGAGUUAUCCAUAAACGAAACGCCCAGAGUUUUUCCGAAAGAUGACCAAAGCUCUCAGCGGGAAACCAUUAAAGAAAACAAUAAUAAAUUUCCACAACCAAUGAGCUGCAAACCCCUUGUUCUCAUAAAUAAACAAACGGCGAAUUUGAUAAUGGGCGAAGAAUUGAGGAUCUACCGCGAUAAUGAAGAAGCUGACAAUUCCAGUAAGGAAAAUCCAGCUCACGAAUUCCCCCCCAUUAUCGAAACACAGGUGGAGCUGACACUCAAUACCAAUUCCUCCAACGCAACAAUAACCAAUGUUGAUUCUCGGGAAGUCAGAAAUUUAGAAAAUGUUCAUCCCGAGGAUACAACUGAAGCGACAGGCACCGAAAGUGAGGCUCACAUAAAUGACCAAGAUGGGGAUGAUUUAAUUGCAAUUAUAACAGAAAAUGGUGAAAGUUCUGAAGAUACUGCCAAAGUGAGGCGUGCUAUAAAACCGGAGGCAAAUUUCGAUGUAGAAGCAGCUGCGAAUGAUGACCUUGUACCAUCGAGAUUUCGACGUCGUCCCCAUUCAGUGGGUGGGCAGAACGAGAAACGAAUCAAAACGACUUUCACGGAAGAAGACCGUGAGAAAAUCAUGAGCUGGGUUAUAGAAAAGGAAGUAAUUCCGUCAAAUACCGGAAAAAAUAUAUGGCAGGAGUUCUUAGACGAAAAGAUUCUCCCUGAUCUAACUUGUGGACCAGCAAGUCUAGCCCGGUAUUACUCGAGUCAUUUGAAGAAUCAUCCAAAAAUUCAAAGAUUCAUGAAAGAAGCAAGGGCCGAAGGAAAAAAGCUAAAACGAAUGACGAGUCGAUAUACUGAAGAAGAAGAUCGAAUUCUCAUUCAAUAUCUCGUCGAUAAUGAUGUUAUUCAUCGGGCAACAGGGGAAAGCGUUUGGGAGGAAUGUCUAGUUGAAAACAAGGAUUUAUUACACCCACACAGGACAGCGGCGAAGUUAUGUGCCUAUUUCAACUACAAACUUCGUUUUAAAUAUACAAAAUAUACUAAGGACCCACGGACGUUGAAAAAGUUCGAGGCGUUAGAACGAAAGAAACGGUCAAGGAUCAGGAAUAGCAAAAAUAAUCUUUAGCCCUGAAUGAAUAUUAUCAGAGGGAAAUCAGGCAUUUCACUGUGAAUACUAUCCCACUAAGUACGUGAACAGUUUAAUUAAAAAAUUGACAACAUGGCAUCCGCCAUUAUAUAAUUCACUUUCUUCAUCGAUUUCCUCAUAUUUUGUCAAUAAUGAAUUUUUGUGUUCUAUGUAGACCAUUGAGAUAUCAUCAUUCUUUGACCCCGAAAAAAGCUUGUAGAUUUAUUUAUUGAGAUUAUGUGAUAAACAAGACUUUUUUAUUUAAUUUAUAAUUGGGUAAUGUUCCAUAAUCAAUGUGUAAUAAAGAAUGUAAAAAAUCA
Molecule: messenger RNA, 2090 nt
Organism: Diachasmimorpha longicaudata
Lineage: Eukaryota; Metazoa; Arthropoda; Insecta; Hymenoptera; Braconidae
Exons: 9
Coding region: 232-1770 (512 amino acids)
Source: RefSeq, a predicted model, not a curated record